CUGGAAAAAUUAAAAAUACGAAACCACCUUAAUCCAAUAUUUUACGUUUUAUAUAACCUGGAAAUGCACACAGUAAUCGCAAUACAUAUAUAGCAGUUAUAGAGGAAUCUACAUUGACAUUAUUGGAGAAAGCUAGCGUAAAGGAGGAAAAUAACUGAUAUAAAACUGCUGGCAGUGAAUAUAAACGCAACGACUAAAUAUAACGUUUGAUUCACUCAGUGUAGCUAGGUGUGUGUCUUUAAUGUUCAAGACAGAACUUAUUUAUAUCAAUUGGUAUAUUUAUAUAUUUUGGACAUCUUUACAUGAUCCUAUUGGAUUGCUACUUUAAUACUUGGACAUUCGUAUCGAUGUGUUAUCUAAGAUGUUUAAAUACAAAAUACGGCACCAUUGAAAGCAGACUUGAAAUCUAGAGACUAGAAGCAUAUCUAUAUAGAUGUUACGGAAAUGGAAUGUUGCUAGAACUGACACUCACUGGGAAUUAUAAAUCAUUAAAUCCUUUCUGACAAUAUUAUUCUUUCUGUAAAUUGCAAGUAAAUCGAUUAGUAGAUCGCUAGCUUGCUUCUGAAUAGAAAUUGUUACCUUGUUUCCAUCUAAACUGUGCAAUAAAACAAGUUGUGUGUGAUUAAAACGUCUGGAGGCUUUUAGAAAAGAGCUUUAUCCAAAAAAAAAUCUGAAAUAUACACUAUGACAUUUUCGGAUAACUGUUGACUCUCAUCGUGGACAAAAAAGUAACAACAUGAUGUUGUUUACCAUUUUUGAUGCGGAUCAUUUUAAUUUGCUCUUAUCAUAAUUAAAUUGUGAACAAUGAUUCGUUAUCCAGCGGAGUAUAUUGCAUUGGUUUGUUUUCUGCUUGUUGGCGAGGUCAUUGUUGGACUAACUCUGAAUUUAUAUAUCAUGAUUCGCUGGUACAGUGACACCGCACGAAAAGCUAAAAAUAGAAAGAAUGGCAACAACUUUAUCGUUACGCUCAAAUUCAUGGACUUAUUUAUUUGUGGUACAGCAAUUCCAUUUGCAUUUGCUGUGCUUAUAGUAGACAGUGAUCAUAAUUUAGUGGUUUGUUUUAUCAAGGAAGGCCUUGUAAUGUUUGCAAGUUCAGGGAGCUCAUUCUGUGUUUUGCUCAUUAGUGUCGACAGAUAUAUAGCCAUUGUUUGGCCAACCAAAAAUUUAUUAACAGCGGGUAGAAUUUUAUUUUGUAGAGUUUUUGCGGUGCUAUUUGCUUUGAUUGGAUUAAUCCUUCCAUCUUUAAGCCUGUUAAUGGGAUUGUAUACCAACGCAUAUAGUCAAAGUAAAAACAUCCUUCCAUGCAGACACGUAGUUUGGAUUUUCAAACCAAAUUAUUUAUAUGAGGUAUACUACAUAAUUUCCUUCCUUAUCGCUGUGAUAACAACUUUUAUAUGUUACCAUUAUGUGCUUAAAGUCGUUCGACGCCGUAUGUUAUUACGAUCAACGACAGUCUCGUCAACAUCGGCAGCAGCUCAAAAAGAUAAAUCGUAUGCUGAAAGAUUUCGAAGACAGGAAUAUAAAGCGACUCGUGUGGCUUUUGCAGUGGUUGUAUCGUUUCUUGUUUGUUGGGGUCCCCAUGUUAUUAUUACUGUGAUACAAUUAACUUUAGUAGAAAAUAUAAUAGUUGAUAUGAUUCAGUCUGUAUGUUUAGUUUUUGCUUUUUUGGCACCAAUCAUUCAUCCUGUGAUAUAUACAUAUGAAACCAACGACAGAAGAAAAACUUUUUCAAUGACAAAUAUACCAAUUUGUGGGGCGUGGUUUAAAGGUGGUAGUCGUGUGACGCCGGAACAAACAAAUGUGGAAAGUAUGAAAAUAAGUAGUCGCGUGUUACCAAAUACAUCUAGAAUUGAUAGUGUUAUUUGCACCAGAUCUUCACCUGUUCAGCGUGUAAAAAAGGGCCAGGUAAAGAUAUCGAGUCAGUCAAAUACUGAAAGUGGUAGCAGUGGUCAUUUAAAUGUCAUAUGUGACAAAACAAACUACGACAUAUCGUGUGAAACAACUUCAAUAACGGUCAGAAAAACCGCUGAUGAAGUAUCAGAACAUGACGUUUAAGAAAGAUAUAUAUUUUGUAAGUCCUGAAAAAAAAAAUUAUAUAUAUUUCUGAUAUAAACGCACAAUAUUGUUUUUAGAAUAUCAAAUUUUUACAACGAUACUUGAUCUCUCAUUCUAUGAACAUUUUAAUAAAACACCUCUUUGAAUUAUAUAAGGAUGAAACAUCAUGCGUUCAAGGACGGUAUUUUAAAUUAUGUAAAAAUUUAGAUUAUUACGUUAGUGUACCAAUAUCAAUAUUACAGAAUGUCAGCCAUGUUAUUAUUGUACUGAGAACAAAUGUGUUAUUGAUGCUAUCUCGCAUUGGUUUCUGUUUUAUCAUUGUUUGUUACUAACAGAAAACUAAAUGUUAAUAUUUAAUAGAUAGGGGAUCCCUACAGUGCCGAGUGAUAAAUACCAAGCAUUAGCGUUGUUAACGUAUAUUCAUAACAUGUCUUGGCAGACUAGUGUCUCUUGAACAGCUCUAACAUAACAUGAUUAAUUUCAAACAAAUGAAAAUAUAUGUAUUUCAUACAACCGAGGUUUUUGUUUUAUUCUUUACUCAUGAAUUGCAUAGCAUAUAUUUUUUAUGUUUAAGAAUAUGAAUUUGUAAGGAAAUUCUUACAAAACAUUAUUUUAUGACUAAAAUACAAACUUGAUAGCUCUAGAUAAUAGAGUAAAAUAUUAAUUUGGUACUUAGUAAUAAUACGUGUCAGAUGAUGACAUUGCAUUUGCUGUCAUAUGUCCCGAUAUGAUUGCAUCAAUAGGAAAUAAAGUUUGAACCAUAACACAUGCAAUUUAAUAAACAAUGAUACUUGUCAUGGGAAUAUAAACUAAAUUGAAAUUAUAAACUUUACAGACGACUGAUUGUAGCAUUCGAAUGUGCAGUCUGCUUGGAAUUAAGUUUUAACAAUAAACACAUAUCAAUUCUCGUUUAUUGUUUUUCAUUAAGGUCAGGAAAACUGGCUGCAUAUAACUGUCAAUGCUAUUUCCGACAUGUCUUGUUAACCACGUUGUGUACUGUUAUAAUGUUCGGUGAUGUUUUAGUAAAAUGUUAAAUAUUUUCACAGAAUUAUUUAUUGUUACAUUGAAAUAAAAGUGAAAUACUGCUC
Molecule: messenger RNA, 3143 nt
Organism: Ruditapes philippinarum (Manila clam)
Lineage: Eukaryota; Metazoa; Mollusca; Bivalvia; Venerida; Veneridae
Product: G-protein coupled receptor 161-like
Exons: 2
Coding region: 805-2055 (416 amino acids)
Biological process (GO): neuropeptide signaling pathway
Cellular component (GO): membrane
Molecular function (GO): G protein-coupled peptide receptor activity
Source: RefSeq, a predicted model, not a curated record